Molecule: messenger RNA, 2448 nt
Organism: Cokeromyces recurvatus
Lineage: Eukaryota; Fungi; Mucoromycota; Mucoromycetes; Mucorales; Mucoraceae
Product: P-loop containing nucleoside triphosphate hydrolase protein
Exons: 6
Coding region: 142-2286 (714 amino acids)
Biological process (GO): microtubule-based movement
Molecular function (GO): plus-end-directed microtubule motor activity; ATP binding; microtubule binding
Source: RefSeq, a predicted model, not a curated record
UAGCUUCAUCUUAUAUGUAAAUUACUUGCUCCUUCUUAACUUGCUUUUAUAUACUUUUAUUUAUUUAUAUAUUCCAUAAGCACACUUACUUUACAUUAAGUUUAUAUCUUGUUUAUUAAACUACUUUUUUCAAAAAAAAAGAUGCUUCAAAAUAACAGAAAUAAAAAGUCAUCUAUUUCUUUACAUCCUCCUUGCUCAAAUUCCUCAACUAGAGGUACUGUUGGCAGUCCUAAAUUAACUGGAAGACGUUCUUUUUUAGAAAAAGGGACAAACGUUCAAGUUAUGCUUCGCUUCAAAGGAAGUAGCUCAGUAAAAAAACUCUCAUCAAAAUCAUCAAUAUUAGAAACUGUUGAUUCUAAUGCAGAAGAUAAAGUUUUGUUUACUCCAAAUAACACGAUCUAUAAUUUUGAUCGCGUUUUUAAAGAAGAAGCUACACAACAAGGUGUUUACAAUGCUGUUGCAGCACCCAUAUUGUCUGAUGUUUUAAAUGGCUAUAGUUGUACUAUCUUUGCUUAUGGUCAAACUGGUACUGGUAAAACCUAUACUAUGGAGGGUGAUCUUGGUGAUUCUGAUGAAUACCAUGAAAAAAAUGCUGGUAUUAUCCCACGUACUAUUCAAAACUUAUUCCAAAGACUUGGAACUCUUGGUCAAGAAAGUCACGUUAUGGUUUCUAUGUUAGAAUUAUAUAACGAAGAACUUCGUGAUUUGUUAUGUGCUUCUGAUGAACACAAAGCCUUAAAUAUUUUUGAAGACGGAACUGGUGUUAGAGUUCAAAACAUAAAAGAACACUUAAUUUCUUCCGCUUCACAAGGUUUAACUAUAUUGAAAUCAGGUAUUAAGAAAAGAAUGACAGCAGCAACAAACUGUAAUGAAAAGUCAAGCCGUUCGCAUUCUAUAUUUACUAUAACAGUUUAUAUGAAGUGUGAAGAAAGUAAUUCAUUCAGAAUAGGCAAACUUAACCUUGUUGAUUUAGCAGGCUCUGAGAAUAGUAAGAGCUCGGGAUCUGAAAACCUUCGUGCUCGUGAAGCAGCCUCUAUUAAUCGUAGCUUGUUGACUUUAGGACGUGUCAUUAACGGACUCGUUGAUAAAACCCCUCAUAUCCCCUAUCGUGAGAGUAAAUUAACGCGUUUAUUGAAGGAUUCCCUUGGAGGCCAGAUGAAGACUUGUAUUAUUGCCACUGUUUCACCUGCAAAUCAAACUCAAGAAGAAGUUCGUAGUACAUUAGACUAUGCUAGUCAUGCUAAAGGCAUAUGUAAUCGUCCUCAAGCAAAUAGUCCAAUAAGCCACGAACGACACGUUCAUGUGCUUGUCAAAACAAUAGAGCAACUUCAAGAGGAACUUCGCGUUAAUUAUGAAAAAUCAGGUGUAUACCAAACAAAAAAAGCAUAUGACGCGACUAGAAUGGAGAUGCAAGAAAUGAAAGACACAAUUAAAGCUCUACAAAUAACAAAUGAAGAACUUCAACAGGCAGAGCGUUAUGUAAAGCAAGAAACUUCUCAUGCUUUAGAACAAAUGGAAGCAAAGCUCAAAGCUGCUGAAGAAUCAUUAGCUGCUGAAAGACAGGAGAAAGAAGCAUUAGCUGCUCAACUUCAAAUAAGCGAAGAAAAACUUGAAGAAAUUAAAAAAGAAACAAAUCGUCUUCAUUUGGAACAAGAAAGCAAAAAUCAUAAAAUAAGACAAUUUGAAAUGCAAGAAGUGCAAUGGUCUAACAAAAUGAAAGAUGUUUUACAAAAAUAUAAAGAAUCAGUUAAUUUAGUGAAAAGCUUCAAGAACCAAAUAAUGCAGGCUGCUAAUACUGGCUGGGACUUACUUAUACAACAAAUGAAAGAUAAUUCUGAUAAAGUGAUUUCCAUAACAGAAAUUGAGCCACUUUCUAACGCGUCUACGGACAUACCUGAAGUGUCUACUAUGCUCACAACAGAAACCUAUUCAUCACAGCCAGCAACCAUAACUGAAGCAGCAACAAUUGUAACAGGCUCUUCAUCACACCAAACAUCAUCACGACCAGCAUCAUCACAACAACAACAACCGCCAUCCCAACCAACACCACCACCACAAUCAUCACAACGAACAACAUCAAAACGGGCAACAACCUCCUCGUCCCAAUUACCGAUACCAACAAAAGCAAAUACACUCCUUCAAGCUUUAUCAUCUACAUCCGCCUCACCAAACGCUCGAUCACCUUUAAAUGCAGGUGCAUCGAAGCGUAAAUUAAUGAAUCGUUCUGAUGGCGAAACAUCGCUUCAAAGAACAAAAAAAAGAAAGCAAAGUAACAUCAUUCCUUAGACUUUGCUUUCUUUUUUUUACAGAACGAUUCAAAAAAUGUAAAAAAAAGGAAGAACCGAUACUAUUUUUCUUCCUUUUUUUUACAUUUUGUUACAAUUAAUGAUACCAUUUAUACCCAAAAACAUGUAAAUAAACAAAUAGCCGAAUAACGUGCUAUUUGUU